AUGGGGUUUAUCAUGGGUGCCACCCCAUUCAUCGAUAGAAUCCUAAAGGCCAAGCUACCAAAGGGUUUCGACAAGCCGACCGACAUGAAGUACGACCGGACGAAGGAUCCACAAGAACAUCUCACGACCUUCGAGGCUAUGAUGAACUUAGAAGGAGCCGCUGAUGCGAUCCGAUGCAGGUCUUUUCCAGUAACCCUAGCCGACCCCACAAUCAAGUGGUUCAAUGCCUUCUCCAACGGCUCAAUAGCCAGUUUCGACGACGUCUCUAGGAAGUUCAUGACACACUUCACUACCAGGAUCGCCAAAGCAAAGCACCCAAUCAGUCUGCUCGGAAUCACACAAAAAUAUGACGAACCUACAAGGAAAUACCUCGAUAGGUUCAAUGACGAAUGCCUAAUGGUCGACGGGAUCACAGAUUUCGUGUCCAGCCUUUGCUUGACCAAUGGCCUCAUGAAUGAAGAUUUUUGGAAACACCUAACCACCAAACUAGUUUGGACCAUGCAUGAUAUCCAAAACAUUGCAAUGGAAUACAUAAACGAUGACGAAUUAAGCCAAGUCGUGGCCGCCAACAAGCGACAGCACGACAACACGGUACCUCGAAGCAAUCCAUCGCCCAAAGACAACCCAAAGGAGCACUACAAAUCCGCCACUCCCGACCGGCCACCUAGGGUGGGGAGGUUCACGAACUACACCCCCAACUGGCCCCAAUCAUGGAGAUCUACCACCAAAUAA
Molecule: messenger RNA, 732 nt
Organism: Arachis stenosperma
Lineage: Eukaryota; Viridiplantae; Streptophyta; Magnoliopsida; Fabales; Fabaceae
Exons: 1
Coding region: 1-732 (243 amino acids)
Source: RefSeq, a predicted model, not a curated record